CUUUCGAUCUACCUCACUAAAUCACUCGGCGGAUGUACCUGGCUCCCCAUUCAAGAGAUACUCUCUGAAUUCCAACAACUCAAUAUUCUGUAUUUAAUGCCAAUUUAAGUCAUAAGCCGGGCCAAAUAAUGUAAACCGGUUAUAGAAUCGGAUUAAGCGCGCUAGCCAAGAUCGUUAGUUACUAGUAGAGAGCUACCUUGAUGGCCGGAGUUGGAUAGCCACUUCGUGACUGGAGCCCGCUUGGAAUGGUCCGAUCAAGUUGGUCGAAAGUGAGAGUACUCCCGUUGCUGUGGUUCCUGUUCCACGGGAUUCCCCUGCUGGCCAUUCGCCUGCAGCCCUGCGAACUAGCUGGCCAACUCUACAUACUGGAUGUCCCGAAAUCGGAAUUACCCCUAUGGCUUUGUAUUGCCGAAUUCGAGAGCCGCUUCAACACGCACGUUGUGGGCCAGGCCAAUGCGGAUGGAUCCCGGGACUACGGACUUUUCCAGAUCAGCGAUCGCUACUGGUGUGCGCCGCCGAAUCGAACGGAAUACUAUGCAUUCAACGAUUGCAAUGUGAAUUGCACUCGACUUCUGAGCGACGACAUCACCAUGGCCGUCCAGUGCGCCCGGCUCAUCCAGAAGCAACAAGGCUGGACGGCCUGGUCCGUUUAUCCGGAGUUCUGCAAUGGCACAUUGGAUGCCAUCGAUGUGUGUUUCCAGCCAGGGAACGCCACAGAUUCUGUGGCCAGCGACGAGCUGGCAGAGGUCAAAGAUUGAUAGAGAUUGUCUGCCCAUUAGGUCAUCACUGCCGAAAUAUGAGAAUUUAUGUAUGCGAAAUUAAAAUCUUAAUUACCGUUUAAA
Drosophila mauritiana is the source of this 842-nucleotide messenger RNA. Its product is annotated as lysozyme 1. NCBI's taxonomy places the organism in Eukaryota, Metazoa, Arthropoda, Insecta, Diptera, Drosophilidae. Bases 246 to 758 code for a protein of 170 amino acids. Gene Ontology annotation, molecular function: lysozyme activity. The record is from RefSeq and is a predicted model, not a curated record. The transcript has 2 exons.